CGUGUGGGAGGCGUGAACCGAGCCGGGAAUAUCCAGAACCCUCUUCAACAAGACUUCAAACACGACAACAACAACAAAAAAGUCCAACACUUCAACAGCAGAGCUAGAAGUAGCAGCGGGGUGGAAGCGGCACAGACUGGGGAUCAGAGUUUACCCAUUGGGUGCUCCUGGCAGACUGGGAUCCACAGAGUGCCUAACAUCACGUCAACCCAUCUGAUCGCCAGAGUCCGCAGAACAACUGCAGCCGAGAAGCUCUGACAAAUAUAAAGGUUCAGUACCAACUCACCAGUGAUGUCUUUGCCACGAACGCUUGGUGAACUUCAGCUGUACCGUCUCCUCCAGAGGGCCAAUCUCCUGGCAUAUUACGAUAUGUUCAUUCAGCAGGGAGGGGAUGACGUGCAGCAGCUCUGUGAGGCUGGGCAGGAAGAGUUCUUGGAAAUCAUGGCCUUGGUUGGUAUGGCUACUAAGCCUCUCCAUGUCCGAAGGCUACAGAAGGCCUUACAGGAGUGGGUGGUUGACCCUGCCAUUUUCAACCAGCCUCUAGCCUCUGUUCCAGUCAGUAGCAUCCCUGUAUUUAAACUGUCAAAUGCAUCUUCACAGGAGCCAAAGAAGAGGUCAGUCAGUAAUGGCAGAGGCACUUCUGCUGAAAUGCAAGUCAAGCAUCUCCAGACUUUCAUCAGUGCAUCAGCAAGGAGCAUCAGCCCUAACUCCUCAUCUGACAACGGGGAGAAGAAUUCCCUAGUGCAUGUUUUGAGUGAUGACCGGGUUUGGCAAGGGUGGCACAUGCCAGAGACUGACAGCAGCCUCACCGAGGACCAGGUUCUCCCCACAUCUCCUCAUGAGAAAACAUAUAAACUGGACCUUGACACAGUCUGCGCGAUUGCAGAGAGCGUCAGGCACAUGAUGAAUACCUUUCCCAAAAGCCAUCCCAUGGAACUUUUGAGAUUGAACAAGCUGGCAAAAUCCAUGGGUCACAACUUCCAGAUGGAUAAUAGUAAUCCCAUUAAGAAGGAAAUCCAGAAAUACAGAACGAUCUGUGUGCGAUUUGACUCCAAGCGCAGGGACCGCAAACAGCUGAUAAAGCAUGAGGUUGGGAACUGAUUACAGUACAAGUAAUGUAAAUAGAGGCAGUUAUGACAAAAGGCGAGGGACAGAGGGUGGACACAGUUUAAUAAAAAUACAAUUACAGGUAGGGGGAUUAAAGGAAUGCUCUGAUAGUUGACAAUCAUUGUAAAUACCCACUCCCUUCAAACUUUGUACUAUUGUGUAUCAGUGCUGCUAUUGUGAAAUAAAGAGAAAUAUACUGUA
Messenger RNA from Carcharodon carcharias (great white shark), 1308 nucleotides. Its product is annotated as NGFI-A-binding protein 1-like. Gene Ontology annotation, cellular component: nucleus. The transcript is spliced from 2 exons. NCBI's taxonomy places the organism in Eukaryota, Metazoa, Chordata, Chondrichthyes, Lamniformes, Lamnidae. Gene Ontology annotation, molecular function: transcription coregulator activity; transcription factor binding. The record is from RefSeq and is a predicted model, not a curated record. Bases 292 to 1101 code for a protein of 269 amino acids. Gene Ontology annotation, biological process: negative regulation of DNA-templated transcription.